ACUCAAAACUCAAAACAAAGGGGAGCAGCUCGAGAUCGAGUCAGAGAGAGAGAGAGAGAUGGGCGGUAGUGAGAAGGCGGCGACGCGAAGGGACCGAUGGGGGUACCCAGUGAGGACGGCCUCCGGCGCCUGCAUCGACGCCAUCGACGCCUACUACGAGCAGGUCCUCGCUUACGGCCGCGACCGGGCUGUCAUCCUCCGCGCGGCAACCCACGAUCGCUCGUGCACCCUAGCUAACGCCCUCGCGGCACACUUCGUGGCGACCAAGAAGCCCCAGGAGGCCUCCCGUCUACUGCAUGCCGCCAACGCUUCUUUGGGCAAUGCUACACCGUACGAGAGAGCAGUGGUCGCAGCGAUCUCAUGUUUGGUGGGCGAUAAAAAAGACGAGGACUUGGCGCUUAAUCGGCACAUCGAGCUAUUGAAGGAGUUUCCUAAGGAUAUGUUGUCACUCAAGAGAGCACAGAUCUUAUGUUUCUACUUGGGUCGGCCUGUUGUGUCUCUUAACAUAGUUCAACAGGUGCUUGUACACAAUGAAGGCCUUAGCUAUAUCUACGGUAUGCUUUCUUUUCCAUUGUUGGAGCUUGGGAGAAUGACUGAAGCUGAGGAAGCUGCAAGAAAAGGAUUGAGUAUCAACAGUUGUGAUUUCUGGUCACAACAUAAUUUGUGCCAUGUUCUUCAAAAUGACUGUCGUUUCAAAGAAGCCACAAGUUUCAUGGAAGCUUGUUCUUCCUCAUGGGAUUCCUGUUCAUCUUUCAUGUAUGUAAUUCUUGAUUUUAAUUCUAUAGUUGUACAUGCCUUUCUUGUACUGCUUGUGAUUUUCUUGAUUAAAAUAUGCCUUAGGUAUACACACAACUGGUGGCAUGUUGCUGUUUGUUAUUUGGAAGGUGAUUCUCCUUUAAAUAGGGUUCUUGAAGUUUAUGAUGAAAAUAUUUGGAAGGGAUUACUGAGAAUUGAUGCUGAGCCAGUAGAAGUGUAUAUCAAUGCUUUAGGGUUGCUGCUUAGAAUCUACCUGCGCGGCCAUACCCAUGAUAUUAUUGAUAGGCUGAAGUUGCUGACAGCUGCUUUAAAGGAUCAGUCCAUAUGGCAUGUUGAAUGGUUGCUAGAUAUACUGGCAUUGUGGGCUUUGGCUUGCACAAAAGAGACAAACAGAGCAGAGGAUUUACUUCACUCAAUUAAAUCGAGAUUUUCUACAUGGAGCAGUCAGAAGCAAAAGUCAAUGCAAGCUGCAGUACAGCUUGCAGAAGCUAUUUAUGAAUAUGGAAGGAGUAACUUCUUUAAAGUCUUUGAUUUGCUUGGUCCAAAUUUUGAUGCCAUUAACUUCAAAAUGAUCGGAGCAUCUGAUGAACAGCUUGAUGUCUUCAAUGAAGUUUGGUACAUAGUCUUGCUGAAUAGCGGACAAGUUCCCAAAGCUAUUGAAGCCCUGAAAAAGCAAGUUAGCAAAAGGCCAGGAGCACCUUUUCUUUGGCGGUUGCUGGAGAAGGCAUAUUCUAUCGAAGGAAUGCCCGAUCAGUUUCUCGCGGCCGAAAAGGCCAAGACUUUGGGAGCUGCCUAUUUCAGGUAAGUCGCGAAUUGUAAGACUAUGACAAUAAUGAUGCCCAAGUAUGUUGUAAAUCUCAGAGAAGGGCCAAAUGUAACUGUUAUUCCUUCAUACAAAUACAAAGACUUCUACUACUUUGUUCUUGCUAAAAGAUAUCGAGUUAGAAGAUUGGUGAUGUUCA
This is a messenger RNA of Zingiber officinale, 1718 nucleotides long. RefSeq names its product tetratricopeptide repeat protein 38-like. NCBI's taxonomy places the organism in Eukaryota, Viridiplantae, Streptophyta, Magnoliopsida, Zingiberales, Zingiberaceae. The transcript has 12 exons. The record is from RefSeq and is a predicted model, not a curated record. Gene Ontology annotation, molecular function: protein binding. The coding region runs from base 59 to 1561 and encodes 500 amino acids.